Copidosoma floridanum is the source of this 2685-nucleotide messenger RNA. Its product is annotated as protein IWS1 homolog A. NCBI's taxonomy places the organism in Eukaryota, Metazoa, Arthropoda, Insecta, Hymenoptera, Encyrtidae. The record is from RefSeq and is a predicted model, not a curated record. Gene Ontology annotation, biological process: poly(A)+ mRNA export from nucleus. Gene Ontology annotation, cellular component: nucleus.
AAAUGUUGAGCACCUAUGUGCAAGGCAAUGGUGUAAAUGCAGACUCGCCCAUUAGAACCUAUUACGUUAAAAAUACACAUUCACCCAUGGAUCAAUGUGAUAAAAACAUGUUUUUAGAGAAACGUGACACGAAAACAAAAAUAAAAAUCCAUUACGGCUCUUAUUUUGACACUAUGACUAAAAAAUUGUUAAAUCACUGUGUUGAGCAAACUCUUAAAACAAAGUCUAGAUUUCGACCUCGAUCAUCUUCUGCUCCCGCCGCUUCAAAAUUACAACAGUUUAAACCAGUGAAAUCAUUUUUAUAUUUCUCUGAACCUUUCCAUCCUGGUACCUCGGACUUAUCGGUCUCUAAAUCGUCAUUAUUAAAAAAUCUACCUUUACCAGCAAGUUUAUCUACAAAUAAUUUAAAAUCAAGAUCUUUGUCGAGAGAAAUAUCAGUUUCACAGUAUGAUUUACCAUCGAAAUUUACAUCUCCAUCAGUAUCACGAUCUUCUUCCAAGUCCAGUUCAAGAUCGCCGUUGAUAUCAAGAUCAAAAUCGAAAUCGAGAUCAAGGUCUAAAUCAAAAAACAGAUUUGAUACAAGAUCUAUAUCAAGAUCACGGUCGAAAUCACGGUCGAAAUCACGAUCGGCAUCUAGAUCACCAUCGCAGUCUCGGUCAUUAUCAAGAUCAAGAUCGAAAUCAAAAUCAAGAUCUAGGUCGCCACAUGGAUCUACAUCUAUGUCUAAGUAUACAUCAAGAUCCAGAUCGCGAUCACGAUCUAUUGCUAGUACGAGCCACAAAUCGAAAUCAGAGUCAAGUUUUCGAUCAACUUCGAGAUCUAAAUCACGGUCAAGGUCACAAUCUUCGUGUAAAUCAAGAUCUCGAUCAACUUCGGAAAAUCGUUUUGCUGAAGCAAAAACUAGUCAAAUUUCAGAAACAUGUUUUAGGCAUGACUCUCACUCAGACUCAGAUAUUGAGGAGUCAAAAAAUAAUACUACUAGUUUCUUAGAAUCUGACAGUGACGGGGAUGAAAAAAAUAAAGAACUACCGUUCAAUACAACUUUAGAUGUAGUAUGUAAAAAGAAAAGCAACCAAACUGCUGACGAAAAAGAUUUAGAUGUUGAUUCGGACACAGAAAGUAAUAUAGUAUUGAGUGGAUUUGAUGACUCAUUAUCAGACUUUGAUCGAAUGCUUGCUCGGAAAAAAGAAGAACGAUCUCGUCGGCGUAAAAGAAAGGAUAUUGAUAUAAUAAACGAUAAUGAUGAUAUUAUAGCUAGACUACUAUCUGACAUGAAAAGUGCAUAUGAAGAAGACAGAAAUUUAAAUGAACUCAACAAACCAGCAAAAAAUAAAAUAGCUAUGUUACCAAAAGUCUUAUCGCAAUUGAAAAAACACGAUUUACAGCUUGCUUUUUUAGAACACAACGUUCUCUCAGUCCUUACAGAUUGGCUUUCACCAUUGCCUGACCGAUCCUUAACAUCAUUAAAAAUACGAGAAUCUAUUCUUAAAUUAUUGUAUGAGUUUCCACGAGUUGACCAAUCUUCUCUAAAACAGUCAGGAAUCGGAAAAGCUGUCAUGUAUCUUUAUAAACAUCCAAAAGAAACAAAAGAAAAUAAAGAAAGAGCAGGAAAGUUGAUCAAUGAGUGGGCAAGACCAAUUUUUAAUCUUUCUACCGAUUUUAAGGCUUUGUCGAAAGAAGAAAGGAUGCAACGUGAUAUGGAACAAACACCUAUAAAAAAAAGAAAAACUGACGAUGAAAUAUCUUUUCAAAAAUCACAGGAUAUAAAUAGAGCGCUUAAAGGAGAAUCCAAACCUCUGCGACCUGGUGAUCCUGGAUGGGUAGCACGAGCCAGAGUUCCACUGCCUUCAAACAAGGACUAUGUGGUUCGACCAGAGUGGAAAAGUGACACCGAUAUAAGUAGAGUAUCCAAGAAGCAAAUGAACCGAUUCGAACGACAUAUGAAAAAUUUUUUAGACAGCAAGAGAAUGAGAUCAGCACGCAGAGCAGUAGAUAUAUCUAUUGAAGGGCGUAAAAUGUCGCUAUAAUUUAAGCCUACUGAUUCAACAUCAACUACAAGCAAAUUGGAAGACUGUAGUAUACGUUUUACAACAAAUCAAAUUUAGGUUUUGACAAAGACAUAAAAAUAUCUAAAUAUAUCUUCGGUAAUGAAACGUAACAAUAAUGGUACUACAUUAUCUUCUAUUGUACGUUAGUGAUUAAAUUUUUUACCCUCUCGUAUUAUUUAUAUCACUGAUUUUUGUUGUCCUCAUUAUAGUGCAACUUUUUUUUAGUUUUACACCAAUUAAAAAUUGAUUUUUUCAGCUAAAGCAAUGUUUUUAUUAGCUUUCUUUCUAUUAAAAAAAAAGGAGUGCAAAAACAAGCCUUUUGACACUUUUCAUUUUUACUUGAUUUCUUGUUAAAUUAAAUAAUACUGUUCAUCAGCUCUGAAAUCUUAUUCGCUUACACCAAAAACAGUAUUCAUACACAUGCACGUAGUUAUUUAAAUUUCUUUAAACUUGUGUAUCUGCUCUUACAUUCUUUAAAUUAAAUAGUUUUUCGAGGAUAACUCAAUUAAUCUGUUAUACUAGCUCAAUUGAAUAUAUUUUGUACAAUAUUUUUUUUAAUAAGUAUUUUUAAAGAUCGUUAUUUGUAUCCAAUACUGCUAUGACAUUUUUUUGCUGCAAUAAAUUGCCUCUAGAUUUA